AUGGCGAAGAACAAGCGAAGGGGCGGUCGCAGGCACAAGAAGAAGGACGAGGAGGGGCUUCUCGCGGCCGAGGGCGACGCCGAGCCGCAAGACGCUCAGGAGCUGGGCGAGGUCGACGGCGAGGCGGAAGAAGAAGAACCUGCUGAAGAGGAGGCGCGCGCGGGUGAGCCUCAGGCUGCACCCGAAGGUGGAGAGCGUCCCGGCGGUGAGGACGCCUUUUCCGCCUCCCGCGGCCGCCCUGCGCCGCGACUCUUCCAAGAGAGAAGACGCGAAGGCGAGGGCCUCCGCCGAGGCGGAAAAGGCGCGGUGGACGGAUACCUCGAGUACCUCAGCCACGUCAAGGAAGUCAUCGACUCCAAGGCCUUCAAGUCCCCAGAGGAGUGGGAGGCCUUCGUGGCGGCCACGGCGGAGGAAGUCGCGAGCAAGACUCCGCUGGUGCUGACCGACCAGCGCUGCAGCAAAAUUAUUGAGAAGAUUCUCGGUCUCCUCGCGAGCUUUCUGCUGCCUGCGGCGGCGACGGGCGAAGAGAAGCGCCACCGCGAGCUUCGGGUCGUCGAGGCCUUUCUGCUUCUCCUGCGGAAAAUCUCCGGAAUGGCAGGUCAACUGGCAGUCCACGCGAACGGCUCGCACGUGCUGCAGACGCUCCUGGGCGGUCUUCCCUGCGUCAUCGACGCCGAGCGCCGCCUCAAGCAAGAAGGCGACGAGGAGAAAGCUGCGCAAUCUGUUGAGGAUCUCAGUCUUUACUGUCUGCAUUCUGUCGAGUCGGAGAACGGAGGCUGGGUGUCUCUGAUGAGCCACAGCAGCGGCUCGCACGUCUUCCGCGCUGUCGUACGCGCGGCUGCGGGAAUCUACUCCCUGCCCUCUGUCGAGGAGCUCGGCCGUCGCAAGCCGCGGAAGACGCGCCACGAGUCCGUAGAGUCGCUGCCGGUUCUCGCGCUGGCCUCUGCGGAAGUCAAAGACACAAACUCUGCGCUCCUCUUCCCUGCCUCUCCGUCGCUGCAGGCGCUGCUGAAAAUCAUUUCCAAGGAAGUCUGCGCCGCUCUCUCCGCCGAUCCCUAUUCGCUCCUCUUCGAUGCCUACGCGUCGCCCGCGCUGCAGCUCCUCCUGCAAGUCACAACCCAAGCACCGCAGCUGCAGAAAGCGCGAAGGCGACUGCUCACUGCUAUUUUCCGACUUGAUGCGACAGAGGAGAGUCGGCGCGCCGAGAUGAUUCAACUCGCAGAUGCGCUGGUGGAGAGUCCGACCGGGAGCCGCGUGCUGGAGGUCGCUGCGCCGCUUCUCAGCCCAGAAGAGUUUCAGGUUUUCUUCUCAACCUGGGUGCUCAAGCGCGCUGACAGCCUCGCGCAAGGCCGCUUUGGCAACUUCGUGCUGCAGAAGCUCCUCGCGUCGCCCCUUCUGCAGGCGGUCCACGUGCGCCAGCUCGUCAGCGCGCUAGACUUCCAAGGUUGCCUGGGCGCCGGAACGCCCGCAGUCCUUUGGCGCCUCUCAGAGGCCUGUCGCCGCGUGCGAGACUGCCAGAGCGCGUUCACGAAGCGGCUGUUCGCGGCGCUGCGCCUCGCGCAGAAUCCGCAGCAUAUUUCGUUCGCCUGGUUCGCGCUUCUGGCGCUCAGGCCCCCCGAGGACCUCCCGGCUUCGUUCUGUCCAUUCGCGAAGGCCGACGACGCCGACGAGGGCGAGGCGGCGGAGAAGAAGCAGCCGUCGCUGCGGCACUUGACCGAGAUGCUAACCCCCACCGGCGUGUCCAUUCUCCUCAAUCUGCUGCGCUUCGAGCCGGCCGCCAUUCAGCCGCUCGUCGCGGGAUUCAAGAAAUUUCUCAAAAUCCUGAAAAAGACCACCGUCGCCGUCAGACAGUGGCGCGGCAAGGACCUGCCGCCGCUCUGGGAGCAACGGCCGGUGCUGCUGCGUCUGGCGUGCGACGCGCAAGGCUCGCGGCUGCUGGAGGGCGUGGCGCGGACGGUGACACGUCGCGCUGCUGCGAAGGAGACAGGCGCUUCGAAGCGCAGUGCCGAGGAGACUGGCGACGCCGAGAAAUCCGAUCUCUUCCCGCCGCAAGCAAUCCAGCAGCUCCUGCGGGCGUUCAGCGGCAGCUACGCGCCUGCCGCGCUCCACGCGACUGGCGGCUUCGUCGUGACGACUUUCUACGAUAUCGCAACCGUUGACAUGAAGCGACGCAUCGUGAAGGAGCUCCUGGAGGUUGAGGACGAACUGCGAGAGAAGAACUACACGGCCUACGUCAAGUGUGAAAUUUACAAAUUCAAACGGGAUGAAGACAGCUGGGCAAUGCGGCAGGAAAAGAAGAGCAAGACACGAGAAAUCUUCAAGGAUCUCUUGGCAGAAGACGAAGAGGCCGCAGCCGCGCAGACGAACCUGACUGCGGAGGAAGAGGAGGAAAAGCAGAAGGAAAAAAAAAGACAGGAAAAACUCGCCGCUGCAGACCACGCUGCAUGGGCGUUCAUCGAAGGCGACUCGGUCGCGAAGCAGCUCCUGGGCACAGGCAACGGCAAGAAGGAGAAGCGCGAGAAGAAGAAGGGGAAGCGGGCUUCUGGAGCGGGCAGCGACGAUGAAUCCGGCCUCCUCGCGGAAGGAGGCGUCGCAGACGAGGCAACGCAAGCGAUCGAUGAGCUCUUCGGCGGAAGCGAGCGUAGCACGAAGAAGAGACACCAGAGCGCGCGGAAGAAAGCAGACAGCGCCGUCGAGGAAAGCAGCGAGGCUGCGCCAGACGCCGCGGAGGGUGCCCCGCGGAGAGAGAAGAAGCGAGACGAAAAGGGAGACGCAGAAGAGAGCGGAGAAGCCGCGCAAGCCGACAAGGCGCUUGAAGCGGCUUUGUUCUUCAUCGAGGGCACCCGCAAGGACCUCAGCAAGAGGCAGCUGGCGAAGCGGAGAAAAUUGGAGGCCUCAAAGCUCGCUACUGCCUGCGCCUCUCUGCCUGUCCACUAA
Molecule: messenger RNA, 2937 nt
Organism: Besnoitia besnoiti
Lineage: Eukaryota; Apicomplexa; Conoidasida; Eucoccidiorida; Sarcocystidae
Exons: 19
Coding region: 1-2937 (978 amino acids)
Biological process (GO): ribosomal small subunit export from nucleus; endonucleolytic cleavage in ITS1 to separate SSU-rRNA from 5.8S rRNA and LSU-rRNA from tricistronic rRNA transcript (SSU-rRNA, 5.8S rRNA, LSU-rRNA); endonucleolytic cleavage in 5'-ETS of tricistronic rRNA transcript (SSU-rRNA, 5.8S rRNA, LSU-rRNA)
Cellular component (GO): 90S preribosome; preribosome, small subunit precursor; nucleolus
Molecular function (GO): RNA binding
Source: RefSeq, a predicted model, not a curated record